CUGUUCUUGUCCCCGUCACAUCCGGUCGGCCCGACACGCCGCUGUUGAAUAUAGCAUGCGCACUGAGUCACUUGAGCAGGGCGGAUGAUGAUGGAGCGGUAAAGUUCACGGUAAGAUGUGUGUGUCCUGUGCGGAGAUUGGGAAUAAACUGAUCAAGGACAGCAGCUAACCCACAUAUGGCCUGCGAGUCGGCGUUACCUGCCAUCAUGGACGAGCAGGCCCUCAUGGGACUGAACCCCAACGCUGAUGCCUGUUACCGGCAGAGGGCGCUGGCAUAUUUUGAGCAGUUGAAAGAGUCUCGGGAUGGAUGGGAGGUGUGUGCUGAAGCCCUGGUUAAAGGGGUUUACAGUGACGAUCAUGUGAAGUUCUUCUGCUUUCAAGUCUUGGAGCACCAGAUCAAAUUCAGACACGGGUCGCUCUCCGCGGCUCAACAGCAGCUGAUCCGAGAGACCCUGAUGAAGUGGUUGCAGGCUCAGCUGAUGAAUUUGCAUCCAGAGAAGCCCUUCAUCAGGAACAAGGCGGCGCAGGUUUUGGCCCUGACGUUUGUGAUGGAGUAUCUGACUUUCUGGCCCAAGUUCUUCUUUGACAUCCUCGCUCUGGUGGGACUGAAUCCGAACGGUGUGGACAUUUACCUGCGGAUGCUGAUGGCCAUCGAUGCUGAGGUGGUCGAUCGGGACAUCCUGCACAGCCCGGAGGAGACUCGCAGAAAUACUCUGAUUAAAGACGGCAUGCGUGAGCAGUGCAUCCCGGCGCUGGUGGAGUCCUGGUUCCAGAUCCUUCAGACGUACCAGCACACACACAGCGAGCUGACCUGCCAGUGUCUGGAGGUGGUGGGCGCGUACGUGUCCUGGAUCGACCUCAACCUCAUCGCCAACGACAGGUUUGUGAAUCUGUUGCUCAGCCACAUGUCCAUGGAGGAGCUGCGGGAGGAGGCGUGCGAUUGUCUGUUUGAGAUCAUCAAUAAGGGCAUGGAUCCUGUCGACAAAACCAAACUGGUGGAGUCUCUGUGUCAGGUGCUGCAGUCCGCAGGGUUCUUCAAUGUCGAGCAGGAGGAGGAUGUGGAUUUUCUGGCCAAGUUUUCUCGGUUGGUGAACGGGAUGGGUCAGUCUCUGGUGCUAAGCUGGACUAAACUCAGUAAGACGGAUUUGAAGGUUUCUGCGGAAACACUGCAUGCCGUGGAGUCAAAGGUUCCCCUGAUGCUCCAGCUGCUAAUUCAUGAAGACGACGAUAUAUCAGCCAACAUCGUGGGCUUCUGUUACGACUACCUGCAUGUGCUCAAACAGCUCCCAGCUCUCAAUGAGCAGCAGAAGAGCAACGUGGAGAGGAUCAUGCUGGCUGUGAUGAACAAACUCAAGUACGAUGACGAGUAUAACUUCGAGAAUGAGGGCGAGGAUGAGGCCAUGUUUGUCGAAUACAGGAAACAGUUGAAGAUGUUGCUGGAUCGAUUGGCUCAAGUCUCUCCUGAGCUUCUGCUGGAGUCUGUGCACAGAGUCUUCAACGCCACCAUGCAGAACUGGCAGACGGUGCAGUUCAUGGAGGUGGAGGUGGCCAUCAGGCUGCUGUAUAUGCUGGGGGAAGCUCUUCCCGCGUCUCAUGGAGCGCAUUUCUCCGGAGACACUGCUAAAACCAGCACGCUGCAGGCCAUGAUGAGGACGCUCAUCUCCUGUGGCGUGAGCGGGUAUCAGCAUUCCUCUGUUACUCUGGAGUUCUUCGAGACCGUCGUUCGUUAUGAUAAAUUCUUUCUGGUUGAGACGCAGCACAUUCCCAGUGUCUUGAUGGCGUUUUUAGACCAGCGUGGUCUGAGGCACAGCAGUCCGAAGGUGCGCAGUCGAGUGGCUUACCUGUUCUCACGGUUCAUCAAAACCCUGCAUAAACACAUGAACGCGUUUAUUGAGGACAUACUCAGCAGAAUACAGGACCUGUUAGAACUCGCUCCCCCGGAGAAUGGGUUUCCAGCGCUGCUCAGCAACGAUGACCAGCUGUUCAUGUUUGAGACGGCCGGCGUGUUGAUCGUGAACGGAGAGAGUCCGGCCGAACGCAAACAGGCUCUGAUGCGAAGCCUUCUCACGCCGCUAAUGGAGGCGUUUCGGAUGCUACUCGCGAAACUGCCACAGGAGGGCGAUGAAGAGAGACAGGUGGCGCUGGCGGACUGUCUGAGUCACGCGGUGGGGUUUGCCAGUCGCACCAGUAAGGCGUUCAGUAAUAAGCAGACGGUGAAGCAGUGCGGCUGCUCGGAGGUUUAUCUGGACUGCCUGCAGACGGUCCUGCCGGCGCUGAGCUGUCCCGUCCAGCGAGGCCCGUUACGCAGCGCCGUCCGCUCCUUCAUCCACCGCAUGAUCAUCUGCCUGGAGGAAGAGGUGCUGCCCUUCAUCCCUGCGGCGUCGCAGCACAUGCUGAAGGACUGCGAGCCUCGAGACCUGCAGGAGUUCAUUCCUCUCAUCAGUCAGAUCACAGCCAAGUUUAAGAACCAGGUGUCUCCUUUCCUCCAGGAGAUCUUCAUGCCUCUGGUGAUGGCCAUAUUCGAGGUGUUGUCUCGUCCAGCGGAGGAGAACGAUCAGACGGCUGCGCUGGAGAAGCAGAUGUUGAGAAGAAGCUACUUCAGCUUCAUUCAGACCAUCGCCAGCAGUGGCAUGAACGAGGUCAUGGCCAGUCAGGGAGCUGAGAAUAUCGAGCGUGUGCUGUUCACCAUCAUCCAGGGAGCCGUGGACUUCCCAGACCCUGUCGCCCAGAAGACAUGCUUCAUUAUUCUGUCCAGACUGGUGGAACUCUGGGGUGGCAAAGACGGUUUGGUGGGAUUUCCAGAUUUCAUUUACAAGCAUAUCGUCCCAGCAUGCUUCAUGGCCCCUCUUAAACCAACCUUUGACCUUUCAGAUGCCCAGACGGUUCUGACGCUGUCAGAGUGCACACUGACUCUGCAAAUGAUUCAUCUCAAAAGAGGGCCGGAGUGUAUUCAGUUUCUUCAGGAGUAUCUGCCGUCGCUGCAGGUCUCGCCUGAGAUCACACAGGAACUGUGUCAAGUGCUUCAGCAGCCGGACGUUAAGGUUCUGAAGAACUACAUGAAGGUUUUCUUCCAGCAGGCCAAACUUUAAAACUGGAAUUGUCAAGCGGAGCGUAUCAGGGGCUCGGCAGUCGACGCCACAUACAGACCACCAUAAUGACAGAGCUUAGCAUAGGAGCUACUUUUGCACUUAAAGAAGCUUAACCACGGACACGGACCCCCAACAGGAGUCACGUAGGGAUUGGCUGUCACGUGACAGUGACCACGCCCCCACACUGACCUUGGCCCAAUCAGAGUUGUGCUCUCCAUUGGAGGUUCAGCCACCUGGACUGGUCUGCGAUUGGACGAGACGGAGAGUAGGUGGGGUUUGUGAGGGUGGGCGGGGCUUCAGUCCUGGACAGAAUUUCAAGGGAAAGUCACGAGUUUUAUGCUUUUCCAUUGAAAUAGGCAGGAAAAAAAUGCUAAUUGUUUGGAAAUGUUACAGAAAAUUACUAGAAUGAAUUUAAUGAAAUGUUUAUUUUUUUUGUGUGCGCUUGAGAAAUCCGGAUUUUCUCAACUUUCAGCUUAAGAAGGGCCGAUUUAAUUUAAUAAAUUUUUUUUUAACUUCCAGAAAUGAAGCAUAGGUUUUAGUUUGACGUGACGAGGUUAACAAAUGGAAGUGCUCUUGAUGUGGGUUCAACCUGGCAAAUCAUUUUAGGUCUUUGCAUUUAUUUUCAGUGUUUUUUUUUUCCCCCUCCAAUUGUUAAUAAACUGCUAAUUUAUCAGCAAUCCCCCAGUUUUCCCAUAAAUAACGUGUACUACGGCAUUCC
Messenger RNA from Rhinichthys klamathensis goyatoka, 3807 nucleotides. It is a transcript of the gene xpot, whose product is annotated as exportin, tRNA (nuclear export receptor for tRNAs). Bases 177 to 3089 code for a protein of 970 amino acids. NCBI's taxonomy places the organism in Eukaryota, Metazoa, Chordata, Actinopteri, Cypriniformes, Leuciscidae. The record is from RefSeq and is a predicted model, not a curated record. The transcript has 25 exons. Gene Ontology annotation, cellular component: cytoplasm; nuclear pore; nuclear matrix. Gene Ontology annotation, molecular function: small GTPase binding; tRNA binding. Gene Ontology annotation, biological process: tRNA re-export from nucleus.